Messenger RNA from Encephalitozoon intestinalis ATCC 50506, 270 nucleotides. RefSeq lists its product as uncharacterized. Lineage: Eukaryota; Fungi; Microsporidia; Unikaryonidae. The record is from RefSeq and is a predicted model, not a curated record. The transcript has a single exon. The coding region runs from base 1 to 270 and encodes 89 amino acids.
AUGGAUCUCUCGGGAAUGAAUAGACUAUUUGAAGUUCUCGAUAAAAUCAAAAAUAAAGUAGAAAAGGAGGAAAGGCCACCCAACCCAAAGGAAGCGUUGGAAAGAGAGCUUCACAAGUUAUAUCUAUGCAUAUCCUUAGAAAUAUGCAAGCAAAAGCUUCAAGGAUCUGUUGGUAAGGAAGUUCUUGACAAGGUGAAGGAAAUUAAACAAUAUUUCAAGCACAUAGAGAACAUCCGGGGUAAAGAUCGAAAUGAUCCUGUACAAAAAUAA